CGCCCGUCCACCCACACCUCCAAAGAAACUCUAUAAAAAAACUCCUAAAAACCUUCGUCCGCGCAUCUCUCGGCACCCCCGCACGUGACCCGCCGACACGCCAAAGCUGCCGCCGACCCACGUUAGCCAAGCCACCCACCCCAACCGACGCGCCACCCCGCCCGCGCCGCGCAUACAUGCCGCCGCCCAGCCUCACCGCGGCGCGCGACCCGGCCGCCGCCGCAGCCACCACCACCACCACCACCAAGCGCCGCCGCCGCAGCAGCAGCAAGGAGGGCGCCGCGGCCAAGGUCCACCUGGCGCCCGCGAGCGGUGAGGGCGCGGCUUCCGAGAAGGGGGCGAUGGGCGCGGCGGCGGCGGGCGGCGGGGAGGGGACGUGGGGGCGGUGCCCCGAGUGGUGCUCGGCGGCGGGCGUGGCGGGGGUCCUGCGGCGGCACCCGCUCCCGGCGCUCUUCGCGUGCGGCCUCCUGCUCUUCAUGGCCGUCGAGUACACCAUCCCCAUGGUGAGGCCGGGGGCGCCGCCGCUGGACCUGGGAUUCGUCGCCACCCAGGGCAUGCACGACGCCGUCGCCGCGCGGCCGUGGCUCAACUCGCUCCUCGCCGCGCUCAACACGGUGUUCGUCGCGAUGCAGGCGGGGUACAUCCUGUGGGCCAUCCUCGUCGAGCAGCGUCCCCGGGCCGCCGUCGCCGCGCUCAUGAUGUUCACCAGCCGGGGCGUGCUCGGCUGCGCCACGCAGCUCCCGCUGCCGGCGGAGUUCCUGGGCUCUGGGAUGGACUUCCCCGUGGGCAACGUCUCCUUCUUCCUCUUCUUCUCGGGCCACGUCGCCGGCGCGGUGAUUGCGGCUGCCGACAUGCGCCGCGAGGGGAGGGUCGCGCUGGCACGGCUCUACGACGCGCUCAACGUGCUCCAGGGGGUCAGGCUGCUCGCGUGCAGGGGACACUACACCAUCGACCUCGCCGUCGGCGUCGGGGCCGGGAUCCUCUUCGACACGAUCGCCGGGUGGUACUUCGACGUCAUGAACGGCGACGGCAAGAACGCGCACUGCCGCAGCUGCCAGUGCCACAAGGCUCUCCUCUCGCACUAGCUUAUAUUGCUGAUAUGAGUACAUUUUGGUAGCGCUCCAAGUGCCAACCGUCGACGGCCAAUUGAGGAUUAGUUCAUGUCAAAUUCUUUUUGAGUUUUUCUUUUCUUUUUUCGGAAUCAUUUUGAUGUAAGAGAACUUAAAUGCUACUUACCGAUAUGUAAUUGUACAAAUUGGUCACCCCAUGUCAGCGGUUAACUUCUGUAAUGCAAGCAUCAGAAGUUUCAAGCA
Molecule: messenger RNA, 1313 nt
Organism: Setaria italica (foxtail millet)
Lineage: Eukaryota; Viridiplantae; Streptophyta; Magnoliopsida; Poales; Poaceae
Product: phosphatidylcholine:diacylglycerol cholinephosphotransferase 1
Exons: 2
Coding region: 177-1085 (302 amino acids)
Molecular function (GO): diacylglycerol cholinephosphotransferase activity
Source: RefSeq, a predicted model, not a curated record